This is a messenger RNA of Sinocyclocheilus rhinocerous, 1746 nucleotides long. RefSeq names its product solute carrier family 5 member 12 (gene slc5a12). The transcript has 14 exons. Gene Ontology annotation, molecular function: symporter activity. Gene Ontology annotation, cellular component: membrane; extracellular exosome. The coding region runs from base 1 to 1746 and encodes 581 amino acids. The record is from RefSeq and is a predicted model, not a curated record. Gene Ontology annotation, biological process: sodium ion transport; transmembrane transport. NCBI's taxonomy places the organism in Eukaryota, Metazoa, Chordata, Actinopteri, Cypriniformes, Cyprinidae.
AUGGAGGACAAAAGUCACACAGUGGGGACCUUCCAGGUUGGGGACUAUGUGGUGUUCGCCUUCCUGUUCGUGGUCUCCUCUGGUAUCGGGGUUUUCUUCGCCAUCAAAGAGAGAAAGAAAGCCUCAUCUAAAGAGUUUCUGGUUGGGGGCCGUCAGAUGUCCUGCGGGCCGGUGGCCCUUUCUCUCACCGCCAGCUUCAUGUCUGCGGUCACAGUGAUCGGGGCCCCGUCAGAUGUGUACAGAUACGGGGCCUCGUAUGUCAUCUUUGGGGUCGCCUACACGUUCGUGGUGUUUUUUACCGCUGAGCUCUUCCUGCCUGUCUCCUACAGAUCAGGCAUCACCAGUACAUACGAGUAUUUGGAGUUGCGUUUUUGUAAGCUUGUUCGAUUUGCAGCCACUUUCAUUUAUAUCAUUCAGACGAUUCUGUACACCGGUGUGGUAGUUUAUGCGCCAGCUUUAGCUCUCAAUCAAGUGACAGGAUUCGAUCUUUGGGGAUCCAUAUUUGCCACUGGCAUUGUCUGCACUUUUUACUGUACAUUGGGUGGGCUGAAGGCUGUGGUCUGGACAGAUGCCUUCCAGAUGGUGGUGAUGGUGGUGGGGUUUCUCACGGUGCUGAUCCAGGGUGCGAGUCGAGCGGGAGGGAUUGAGUCUGUCUGGAGCACAGCUCACACUGGAGGCAGAAUGGACGUCUUUGACUUUGACAUUAAUCCACUGAGGCGACACACGUUCUGGACACUCACUGUGGGCGGCACCUUCACCUGGUUGGGCAUCUACGGAGUAAACCAGUCAACCAUCCAGAGAUGCAUCUCUUGCAAAACAGAAGGUCAUGCACGCUGGGCUCUGUAUCUGAAUCUGCUGGGUCUGUGGAUCAUUCUGUUCUGUGCUGUGGUAUCUGGUCUGAUCAUGUACACUUUCUACUCGCGCUGUGACCCCUGGUCGGCUGGAUCGGUCUCUGCUCCUGACCAGCUCAUGCCAUAUUUUGUGAUGGAAAUUCUCGGUGCGUUUCCAGGACUGCCAGGCUUAUUUGUCGCAUGCGCGUUCAGUGGAACGCUGAGCACGGUAGCUGCCAGUAUCAAUGCUUUGGCCACGGUGACGUAUGAGGACUUUGUGAGCCAGUGUUUUAGAGAUCUGUCCAACCGAGCGGCCAACUGGAUCAGCAAAGCUCUGUGUGUGGUGUUCGGUGUGGCCUGCACUACUAUGGCUGUGGCUGCAUCAUAUAUGGGAGGAAUUGUGCAGGCGGCCCUUAGUAUCCACGGCAUGUGCGGAGGCCCAAUGCUGGGCCUGUUUUCUCUGGGAAUCCUGUUUCCUGUCACUAACAUAAAGGUUGAUUUAAACUUUCAUACCAGAGUCGUCAUGAAUAACGAAUUGUAUUGGCUGGCUGAUUCAUGGUACUCCAUGUCCUAUCUGUACUAUAGUGCAGUGGGCUUUAUUGGCACUGUAGCAGCAGGUCUACUCAUCACACUGCUGACGGGACCAAUGGAUCCCAAAAAGGUAAAGCCAGGACUGACUCGAUCAGUGAAGGACGUCAUCUGCUUCUGCUCUGAGAAAUUCAUACACGCAGACUUUAGUGAAGACAAAGAGGAUUUGGGAGACUUUGGCAUGGCAUGGGAGAAACAUACAGACACGGAAGGUGUUAUAAAAAUGGAGGAGAAGGUCAAGAGUGAUAAUGAUAACCUGCAUGAAAACAGUUACACUAAUGCCGCUUUUGACCAUAAUGAAACUAGUCAAGUUCAAGCAAAGCUUUAA